Messenger RNA from Beauveria bassiana ARSEF 2860, 1362 nucleotides. RefSeq names its product alanine racemase domain protein. Bases 1 to 1362 code for a protein of 453 amino acids. The transcript has 2 exons. The record is from RefSeq and is a predicted model, not a curated record. Gene Ontology annotation, molecular function: D-serine ammonia-lyase activity. Gene Ontology annotation, biological process: D-serine catabolic process. NCBI's taxonomy places the organism in Eukaryota, Fungi, Ascomycota, Sordariomycetes, Hypocreales, Cordycipitaceae.
AUGUUCGUCCCACAGAGAUUCAACCCAACCCAGAAGAGCCUUUGCCAAUUUUAUGUUGGCAAGACCAUUUACAAUGUGCCCAAGCCCUGUUUGGUGCUCGAUCGAGCAAAGAUGCGUCGUCACUGUCAGUCGCUUUCGGCGGCGGCUGAUGCUCUGGGCGUCGACUUUCGGGCCCAUACAGUCCAAGGCACCAGACUGCAGGUUGACAAAGCGCAAAACGUUAAACUUGUGGCUUCAACCAUUGCCGAGAUUGAACAUCUACUUCCCCUCCUCGCCGAAUAUCAAGACCAGGGACGUUGUGUAAAUGUCUUGUACGGUAUCCCUCUACCCCAAUCCCAAGUCAGUCGACUGGCUACACUCGGCCGCAAACUUGGGAAGAGCCUGUCCGUCUUGGUGGACCAUGCAGACCAGCUCACGCACCUGACUAGGUUCCACGACGAGGCGGGUUUCCCGGCUGGCGUCUACGUCAAAGUCGACACUGGCUACCACCGGGCCGGCCUUCCCCCGUGGGGCAUGAACAAGGACAGCCUUCUUUCGAAACUGAUUGCCCUGGAUCAGCAGGGCACAGUCGACUUUGUCGGCCUGUACUCUCACAGCAGUCUCAGCUACAACGACUCGACUCCUGCUCAGGCCAUGGCAAAUCUCGAGGACGAGAUUACUGGUUGCAUCGAGGCCCUAGCAAGAAAUGCUGAGAUCUUUCCUAGAAGCAAGACCCUGACCAUUAGCGUUGGUGCUUCUCCUCAGGUGUCGUCUAUUGAAAACCUCGUCACGGAGAGCGGCAAACUGUCACCGGCUGCCCAAUCACUCCACGCUGCGAUGCAAGCUGUGUCGGACAGCAGACCAUAUGGUGUCCAGACCAGCCUCGAGUUGCACGCCGGCGUGUAUUCCAUACUGGACGUACAGCAGCUGGCGACUAAUUCCAGGGCCAAGCUCGGAGGAUGUGAGGACGAGAUUGCCAUCUCCGUCGUGUCUGAGGUGUGCAGCGUGUACAACGACGGUGAGAGGGAACAGUCAGAAGCAUUGAUUUCUGCGGGCGUCCUUGCUCUCGGACGGGAGCCAUGCGCUGCGUACAGAGGAUGGGGUGUCGUCGACUGCUCAACCUUCGCGUCAGAGGUCGUGGCCGGCCGGCAAAUCAUUGUCAGCCGAGUCAGUCAAGAGCAUUCCAUUCUUGAGUGGGAUAGCCACACUGACGGGUACGAAAUUGAUCCCCUUCCCCUCACCGUUGGUCAAAGCAUUCGAAUCUAUCCCAAUCACGCCUGUAUCACAGGUGCUCUUUACGGGUGGUAUUUGGUAGUAGACUCGGACCUGUCUGGUCGUGAAACGCAGAUUGUCGACGUGUGGUGCAGAGCCAGUGGCUGGUAG